Pelobates cultripes (western spadefoot toad) is the source of this 864-nucleotide messenger RNA. NCBI's taxonomy places the organism in Eukaryota, Metazoa, Chordata, Amphibia, Anura, Pelobatidae. The record is from the annotation of a GenBank genome assembly.
AUGAGUUUCGGGGUAAUACCCUCUCCUGGUUACAGCUUGUACAGGGUGACAGGCCCCAUACAGGGAGCACUGACAGGGAGCAGGUUAUUGAGGGAGGUCUGGGCCCCAUUAGAUGUGACAGGUAUCGGGGAGCGGUAUAUUGGGGUAGAUGUGACAGGUAUCGGGGAGCGGUAUAUUGGGGUAGAUGUGACAGGUAUCGGGGAGCGGUAUAUUGGGGUAGAUGUGACAGGUAUCGGGGAGCGGUAUAUUGGGGUAGAUGUGACAGGUAUCGGGGAGCGGUAUAUUGGGGUAGAUGUGACAGGUAUCGGGGAGCGGUAUAUUGGGGUAGAUGUGACAGGUAUCGGGGAGCGGUAUAUUGGGGUAGAUGUGACAGGUAUCGGGGAGCGGUAUAUUGGGGUAGAUGUGACAGGUAUCGGGGAGCGGUAUAUUGGGGUAGAUGUGACAGGUAUCGGGGAGCGGUAUAUUGGGGUUACCUGUUCGGUGUGUGCCAGCCCCUCCCUGCUCCCUGCUCCCUGCUGCCGGCUGCCGAUCUCUCUCAGUCAGUCAAGUCAGUCAGUCAGUCUCUCCCUCAGCCUCCGGAAGCCGCUGUCUCUCUGUUUUCCUAUCGGCUCGGGCUUUCACUCUUUCCCCAAGAUGGCGGCCGCGCUUGCACGGGGUUUCCCGGCGCGCUCCCAACGGGCCGAGCUGAGGGAGGGGCCGUGCUGCGCGCGACUAACGCCCCGCCCACUUUACCAACUCCCUCCCCCUCCCCCCUCCUUCCACCGCUCACUCAACCAGAGCGGCGCGUGCGCGCUACCGGCGGCCGCCGCAGGACGGGGCACGAGCGCAUCCGCUGGUCACGUCACUCCAACAUGGCGGCGAUGA